ACGUUUUCUGUUUCUUUUCCAGUCCUUUCUUCCCUUCCAUCUUCUUCUCCCUCACUCCCUCUCCCUCCCCCUCCUCUUUUUUUACUGCUUUGCUAUCAGUUUCCAUGGUCUCCUUCCUUCGACAAAUGGGUCUCUGCUUCAGAGACCAUUGUCGAGUUAACUGCAUUCAGUGAGAGACCCUACCUUUUUCUAGCGCCUUACGGAAGGGAAUCUCUGCUCCAUGGAAUUUCCAUCAUCGUCACUAAUGGAGUUGAAGCUCGAGCACCACCUAACCCAUUGCCCCCAACCCACCUUUUAAAUCCGUGAAAUUUCACCUCUACCCCUCCAAAGCUUCAAACUUUGGCCUCCUGAUCCGUUCCUUAAGCUUAUCCGCGCCUCUGGCCGGAAUGUCCAACGUCGAUUUGGAGCUGGGACGGCGGCGGAGCUCAGCCGCCGGGAAUGACGUCAGCUCCGGUGACGAGGAGGAUGGGAGCCUCUGCUUCUCCGACGCCGAGGAGGGUGGGUCCUGCUACUCCCAGUUCUAUUCCACCGCGGGCGGGUCCUACGACGAGCACAGCUUCUCGUGCGUGCUGGACCCGGAGAUCUUGGGUGGGUCGCGGUCGGCCAGGGCGUCCUCGGCGGGGUCGGAGUGCUCGGUGGAUAUCGAGGCGGGGGUGCCCGAAGUGAAGGUGCAGUUGUCGAAGCUGGAGAGGGAGAGGGACUGCAGAAUCUGCCACUUGGGGCUGGAGAGCAACAGUCACGAGUCGGGCGCCCCGAUCGAGCUCGGAUGCUCUUGCAAGGACGAUUUGGGGGCUGCCCACAAGAACUGUGCCGAGACCUGGUUCAAGAUCAAGGGCAACAAGACGUGCGAGAUAUGUCAUUCCAUUGCACGCAAUGUGGCUGGGACGAAUGAGGUGGAUACUGUGGAGCAGCAUAACGAAGCUGAGACCGCCACAGUCGUUUCUGCAAUCUCAGCCCCCGGGCCCCAGUCCGAGACCCGACACUUUUGGCAGGGCCACAAAUUCCUCAACUUCUUGCUUGCGUGCAUGAUAUUUGCCUUUGUCAUAUCAUGGCUCUUCCACUUCAAUGUCCCGUCCUCGUAGACCGACUCUCCUGGAGACACAGAAAUAAGUCUGAGGAAUGAAAAACCAUGGAGUGCGGUUUUUCCUCUCGAGAGUCAGCUGAGGGUAGAGAUGAAGAAAAUGUAUACUGAGCAAAUUUUACGGUUAGAGUCCCAUAUCAGAAAAAAUGUCGCCAUGGCAUUGCCAGAUGCUCGAGUAGGGGAUUGCUUUAUACAGCCAUUUAUACGAUUUAACUCGCUCCUCUGCUCUGGUGAAGAUAAAAAUGUGCAUUUGCAGUUUCCAUAUGGUUAUAUAUUUAUAUAUAGAGAGAGAGAGAGAGCUUAUGAUGAUUUUCUUGUUCGACAGUGUUGUCUUUGUGAAAUGGAUAGUUUUAUAUCGGUUAUGGGACU
Punica granatum (pomegranate) is the source of this 1450-nucleotide messenger RNA. Lineage: Eukaryota; Viridiplantae; Streptophyta; Magnoliopsida; Myrtales; Lythraceae. The record is from RefSeq and is a predicted model, not a curated record.